CAAUCCCAAACCAUGCACAAACCCCGCACAAACCCCGCCACAAUGAAACAGUUCACUCAGGCCGUGAUGCUUAGUGCAUUGGUCACUCUCGCGAAUAGUCAACCAACAAAUUCGGCUGUCGAUGAGACCGCUGCAGCUGACACGGAUGUGGGCAGCAGUACCUCCUUCCUACCCUGCAGCACGACUACCAAUGUUACUGCAGAGGACGCUGAUACUAGUCCCCGAGGCUACGUCAGGUAUGGCAUCGGGGUGUGUGUUACCUGGGGUUGAUUAUACUAAGGUUCGUG
Molecule: messenger RNA, 287 nt
Organism: Sphaeroforma arctica JP610
Lineage: Eukaryota; Ichthyosporea; Ichthyophonida
Exons: 1
Coding region: 13-270 (85 amino acids)
Source: RefSeq, a predicted model, not a curated record